Molecule: messenger RNA, 384 nt
Organism: Cetraspora pellucida
Lineage: Eukaryota; Fungi; Glomeromycota; Glomeromycetes; Diversisporales; Gigasporaceae
Source: the annotation of a GenBank genome assembly
AUGAGUUUUAGUACAUAUCAAGUUGAAAUCAAUGAAAAGAAGGAUCCUGAUUCUUUUAUUACUUUGUCCUCUAAAUUAAAAGGAAAUGAACUUGAAUUUAUAGCUUUUAGAAUUCUUAAAAACACUAAGAUUGAUUGUCAAAAAGUAAGAUUGUCAGGUUCUAAUGAUGAUGGAGGAAUAGAUAUCUUUGGAAACUUUGGAAACUUUGAAGGAUAUUUGAUUUUAGUUCAAUAUAAGAAUUAUACCGAUGCAAAGAUAGUGUUAAUGAUAUUGGAAAAUUCAAAAAAUACAAUUAAUAGAGCAGAAACAUCAGAAUUUAAUAUCUUAUUAACAAAUGUUUCUAGCAUGAAACUAGACAUUAUUAAUUAUGUCAUUGAAAAUUAA